Gilbertella persicaria is the source of this 1204-nucleotide messenger RNA. RefSeq names its product chaperonin 10-like protein. The coding region runs from base 8 to 1087 and encodes 359 amino acids. Gene Ontology annotation, molecular function: zinc ion binding; L-iditol 2-dehydrogenase (NAD+) activity. The record is from RefSeq and is a predicted model, not a curated record. The transcript has 3 exons. Gene Ontology annotation, biological process: D-sorbitol catabolic process. NCBI's taxonomy places the organism in Eukaryota, Fungi, Mucoromycota, Mucoromycetes, Mucorales, Choanephoraceae.
AAACAAGAUGUCUAUUGCUGCUGCUACUGAAUACACUGUUCCUACCAAAGAUACUAUUAAUCAAGGUGUUUUAUUAAAGAAGAAGGAUGAUCUUCAACUCGUCGAAAUUCCUAUUCCUGAGCCACCUGCUAACCAUGUUCAGGUCCAAGUGAAAUGCACUGGUAUUUGUGGUUCUGACAUUCAUUUGUGGAAACACGGUGAGAUUGGUAUUUUCCCUGUGACUCAGCCUCAAUUGCUCGGGCAUGAAAGUGCUGGUAUUGUUACUGCUUUAGGUGAAGGUGUUACUUCUCUUCAAGUAGGAGAUCGCGUUGCUAUUGAAGCUGGUAUCCCUUGUUCUUCUUGUGAACAGUGUAUGAGUGGUAGAUAUCAUUUGUGUCCUGAUGUUAUUUUCAAGUCUACUCCACCUUUUGAUGGUCAACUUGCAAGAUACAUUACACAUCCCGCUCGCUGGCUACACAAGAUUCCUGCCAACAUCAGCUAUGAAGAAGGUGCUUUGCUCGAACCUCUCUCGGUUGCCAUUGCUGCGAUUGAUCGUGUCAGAGCUAAAUUUGGUCGCUCUCUUUUGAUUACGGGUAGUGGACCUAUUGGCCUUCUGGUUCUUGCUGUAGCCAAGGCAACCGGUAUUCAUCCUAUUGCCAUCACGGAUGUUCAGCAAAGUCGCUUGGACUAUGCUAAAAAGAUGGGUGCCACUUUCACUUAUUGUAUUGAUCCCUCCAAACCCGAGCUAGAGACAACCAAAGAAAUCCGUGCUCUCUUUGACAACAAAGGUGCUGAAUGUGUGCUUGAAUGCACUGGUAUUGAGAGUUCGUUUAGAACAGCCAUUAUGGCCACAAGUGAUGCAGGUACUUGUUGUCUUGUCGGGGUAGGAAAGAAUGACCAGACGAUUCCUGUAAACAACUUUGCUAUGCGGGAAGUAGAUAUUCGUGGUCUAUUUAGAUACCAUCAUACUUAUCCUCGGGCCAUUUCUUUAUUAGCCAGUGGUAUUUUGGAUAUCAAGCAUAUGACUACACACAGAUUUGACUUUUCUGAUGCUCUUAAGGCCUUUGAAACUGUUGCUGAUCGUAAUUCUGGUGACUUUGUUUCAUAAACCAAGCAGAGCAGUUAUAUUCUUCAAUUCAAACUCAGUGAAUAGACUUUUGCAGGAAGGGAGGGUGGCUUUGCUAAAACAUAAAAUCAAAAUUUUUCCUUGUUAUUGUCGUUCUCC